AUGGACGCCAAGUCCAUUUCCUUUCCCUCGUCGGCGGAAUCCGCGCCCGCCGCUGCAUCCGACAACACCCAGAAACCCAAGCCAUGCUGCGUGUGCAAAGAGGAAAAGUCCAAGCGAGACGAGUGCAUGUUAUUCUCAAAGGCAUCCGAUCCCGCCGCCGAUUGCAAAUCCUUUGUCGAGCAGUACAAGACCUGUAUGCUUGGCUUCGGAUACAAGGUGUAA
Messenger RNA from Metarhizium acridum CQMa 102, 222 nucleotides. RefSeq names its product Cytochrome c oxidase copper chaperone (gene COX17). Gene Ontology annotation, biological process: mitochondrial respiratory chain complex IV assembly. The record is from RefSeq and is a predicted model, not a curated record. Gene Ontology annotation, molecular function: copper chaperone activity; copper ion binding. NCBI's taxonomy places the organism in Eukaryota, Fungi, Ascomycota, Sordariomycetes, Hypocreales, Clavicipitaceae. Gene Ontology annotation, cellular component: mitochondrial intermembrane space.